AUGUUAGUUGACCCAAAUGUUGCAGUAAAAAUAACAAAAGCCUGCUGCGUCUUACAUAAUUUUGUACGACGCCGAGACGGAGGAGACGGUGAAGGUAUUUUUGAAGACACUCAAAGCAAUCUCAUGGAAAGUAUAACGGAGAGAAGAGGUGUUGGAAAUUCACAGACCAACGCAAAAGAUAUUAGGGAAUACUUCGUGACAUAUGUGAAUGAUCCAAAUCAAGCACUUAGCUGGCAGAACAAAAUUAUUGGUGAAUAA
This is a messenger RNA of Macrosiphum euphorbiae (potato aphid), 258 nucleotides long. Lineage: Eukaryota; Metazoa; Arthropoda; Insecta; Hemiptera; Aphididae. The record is from the annotation of a GenBank genome assembly.